GCCCCCGCCCCCGCCGCCAUGACCGAGGAGCCGUACGAGAAGUUCCUGGCCCCAGAGGAGCCGUGCCCGCUGCUCUCGCACCAGCACCCGCCGCGCGGCGGCAGCUUGAGCCUGAGCGAGGAGGGCUGCCUGGACGUCAGCGAUUUCGGCUGCCAGCUCUCGUCCUGCCACCGCACCGACCCGCUGCACCGCUUCCACUCCAACAGGUGGAACUUGACAUCCUGUGGAACCAGCGUGGCCAGCUCAGAGUGCAGUGAGGAGCUGUUCUCAUCGGUUUCUGUUGGUGAUCAGGAUGACUGUUACUCUCUGUUGGAUGACCAGGAGUUCACCUCUUUUGAUUUGUUCCCCGAGGGCAGUGUCUGCAGUGAUGUCUCUUCUUCUAUCAGCACAUACUGGGAUUGGUCAGACAGUGAGUUUGAAUGGCAGUUGCCUGGCAGCGACAUUACUAGUGGGAGUGAUGUGCUUUCUGAUGUUAUACCUAGUAUCCCAAGCUCUCCCUGUCUGCUUCCGAAAAAGAAAAACAAGCAUAGGAAUCUUGAUGAACUUCCGUGGAGUGCAAUGACAAAUGAUGAACAGGUUGAAUAUAUUGAAUACUUGAGUCGCAAAGUCAGUACAGAAAUGGGCCUUCGAGAGCAACUUGAUAUUAUUAAAAUUAUUGAUCCUACUGCUCAGAUCUCACCUACAGAUAGUGAAUUCAUUAUUGAAUUGAACUGUCUCACAGAUGAAAAACUGAAACAGGUGAGGAACUACAUCAAGGAGCACGGGCCUCGUCAGCGGUCAGCAAGGGAGAGCUGGAAGAGGAGCAGCUACAGCUGUGCGAGUACCAGUGGUGUGAGCGGUGCCAGUGCCAGCAGCAGCAGUGCCAGCAUGGUCAGCUCAGCCAGCAGCAGCGGCUCCAGCGUCGCCAACUCCGCCUCAAACUCGAGUGCCAACAUGAGUCGAGCGCACAGCGACAGUAACCUGUCCUCAAGUGCUGCAGAGAGAAUCCGGGAUUCAAAAAAACGUUCCAAGCAACGGAAACUACAGCAAAAGGCCUUACGGAAGAGACAGCUGAAAGAGCAGAGACAAGCUCGUAAAGAAAGACUGAGUGGAUUAUUUCUUAAUGAAGAAGUGCUCUCUUUAAAAGUGACUGAGGAGGACCAUGAAGGAGAUGUGGAUGUUUUAAUGUGACAGGGGUGAAUUUAUCAGUGUUCUUUCUAAGCCUUAAAUGUAUUAUCCUUAUUGUUUACAUAUAUUUCCUGACCAAAUUUUGAUUAGUGUUAACAAUAUAAACCAGAUCUUUUCUCAAGUGUAAUUUUGCUAAGAAGGUCUAAGUAUUGAGUAACUUCAGCUUUUUGAGAGUAAUUUUGCAACAAAGAAUUCAGAAACUUAACUGUCUUCUGAAAAGCUGCUGAGUAAAUACAAUUUUAAGGAAAUGGAACUUGGCUAAUAUGCUAACAACUUACAAGAUUACAAGAUUUAAGUCUAGGGGUGCUCUUGGAUGACACAAAGCAUGCAUUACUAUGCUUCAGCUUCUUUGUUUUUUUACAACUUAGAGUUAGUAUCCCACUUGAGUUGUUCUGUCUUCCUUUCCCAUUAUUAGGAAGAUUGUUUAGCAUGAGGAAAAAUCUUUCUAUUCUGUGGGGCUUUCUUCAGUCUUGCUCUUGAAUUGUACAAAAUCAAAGUGAUGUCAUAAAUUCUUUUCUAAAAGUUGUGAUUUAACUCAAACUACACAGAAAACAAGAAGCAGGACUUCUAAUGCAGGGAAUCUGUAACAAAUACUGCCUAAUAAUGUAGUUCUUAGGAACCAACUAGAAUUAAAAAAAACCCCAAGAAGUGCAGGCUUAGUCUUCAGAAGCUGCUCAAUAUCUUAGGAUUAUCACUAAUGGUUGACCAGUACAUCCCUUCUAUUUCUAUGAAAAGAUUACAAUAAAAAUGUCUUUAUGCAUUGAAAGUGCACUAAUCUGCAAUUAAGUUGUCUAGGACACUACUUAACAGUGGUUAAGAACUCUACUGGAAACAGAAGUGCAAACAAGUGGCACACAGCUUCAGUGCUUUUCUUCCCCAGAAGCACAUCUAAAUAGAUUCAUGUUGUUUACAGGAGAAUUUCAAUUAAUGCAGCUGUGCUUUUUAAUGGUAUGUUAGGCUGAGGGUGUCUUCUGUGUGGGUCGUUACACCAUGACAUGUAUCAGGAUCUCCUUUUGUUGUCUAUUGGCUUUUGAAAUUUCUGUUGGUAAGAAAAUGAGGUAAAAUUGUGGCUUUCAGGUAGGGAAGUAAAAGUAGUUUUAACCUGUUUCCUAAUUCUGACCAUCUUUAAGAUGUCUCUAUUUUGGAACUACUUUUUACAGAACUCCUUCUCCCCUGCUGAGAUAAAAACAAUACUUCUAAAUUUUAAUGUGAAACUUAAAAGAUUAUAAAAAUAUUUUUGAAUUCUGAAUUUAGUAAUUUUUUAUUAUCUUGAUGCUUCAUUGCUUUAAUUUUGCUCUUGAAUUAAGGAGUUGGGCAGUUCAGUGUGGCCACAGGUGUCUGUAAUUGCACGAUGUAGCCCAAUCCUGCAGAAUUGCAUGGUCAGCUUUAAGACUGCUGACAUUAAUUUUGCAUGUCCUGCACAGACUUAUUAGCCCUGACAGGAGAAGUAUUUUUCUUUCAGAAGUGGCUUUCCUUGUAGACUCAAAAUAAACUGACCAGUAAAAUAUCUGAACAAUGGCCUCUGAAAGAGUCAAACUAGUAUGUGUAACUUUAUUCACUCUUACUGCUGCUGUACAACAGGUGCCCAGACUUGUCCACUCACUGAUUAAAAGCUGUGUAAUGUCAUUUUAAGCUCAAGUAUUACCUAUCCCAUUUGGCCACUAACCAGAAGUGUCUGUUGCCUCUCGGUAUUUCCUUGAAAGACAAAAUUUAAUUGCUGUCAAUUCAGCUAGUUUCAGGGUGCAGUUUUAAACUCUUGCACGGUAAUGGAUGAAUUCAUCAUGAAAUAUUUCACUGUGUGUACACUGUCGCAGUUCAGUACAACUUUUAUUUUCUGCAAUGACUUUCUAAUGUGAUUGCGUUUUUUUUUCUGAAGAAAAAUGCACACAAUACUGUAGAGAAUGGACACUGAAGUGAAUUGUAAGAAAGGUGCAAUAUCUCAGUGUGGUGGAGCAUGAAAGUGUGUAACUUUUUUCUGUUUCAGCAGUUCUUCAGAGUUUAAAAUGCCUCAGGUUUUUUUGAGAGAAGACGCCCUCAUUUUGAUGAGGUACAGUUUGUUUUGGUCACCUGUCUACUAGUUUCCAGGGAUCAUGAAAUGAGGAGGGUAGUAUUUCCACCUUGAUCUUAGGUUGGGGAUGUAAGUAUAAAUUAAUCCAAGUGAUUAAAUGGGUCCAGUUUCUUGUCACAUUGGAUGAAAAGGUCCUGGGUGCCACAAUAGCUGAUAGUGGUGUGUUAUCUCCAGCAGGUACUUCAAUCACUUGUGUGACGGUAGAAAUGAAAGAAGAGAGUGGAUUUCCAGGGAUUCCAUGGUAGUAAUUUAUAGCUUUGUGAUCUCAUAGACCCAGGGUGCUUAUAACAUAAAAAUACAAAACUCUGAAUGUUCUGGUAAGAAUGCAGAAUAACAUCUUGCCUGAAUGUUCUUUGCCAAGUACUCAGAGAUAAAAUGUUGUCUUUGACCUCAGAGAAUCAGGCCUGAAGUAGCUGUGGGAUUCAAGAGUUCUCACAUUUGGGGUUUUUUCCCUUUUGUUUUCUCAUCCUCCAUAGUUCUAGUGACAUGCUCAAUUUGUGGUGGGGGAGGUUUUUGGUCAGAAUCCUGUCUUUCCCUGCUUUGUGCUCUGUGCUUACCCAGGAAGACCCCAUCCCUGGAGGUGUUUAAAAGACACGUAAAUGUGGCACUUAAGGGCGUGGUUUAGUGGUGGACUUGGCAAUGUUAGACUUAAAGUUGGAAUUGAUGAACUUAAAAGGUCUUUUCCAAUCUAAAUGAUUCUAUGAAUUUAUGUUAAAUACCCAUGGCAUUAAUCAAACAGUUGGAAUUUUAGUUAAACCUGGUCUUGCCAAUUUAAAUGUUGGCCAUUGUGGUUACAGCUGUAGAUUACUGGGUUCAGGUGAAGAGUAACAGACUGCUAAAAUAAUGCAUUCUUAUUAGUAUGGUUUUUUGUUUUUGUUUUUUUUUUAAAUCAAAUCUCUGCUUUUUAUUCACAGAGCACAAAUGUCAAGCUUAAAAGUAACAUAGAGGCACACAGGAAAAAGCUCAGAGUUAUAUGGUUCCAUGGUACUGAAGCUGUGUAUGUAGGAGCUUUGUACCCACUGCAAUAUGAAUGUAAUUAAUUUACACUCUGUAAAGGUAACGGUUUGCUUCCAUGGUAACUUUUUCUCUAUAAAGGCUUAGAAGGAGCACUGAAAGUUUGAUUGCAAUAAGACUGUAAACAGUAGAGAACAUUCUUUUCUAAUAUGAUUUUAAAUAUGAGGAAGAAAGCUGCCUGACAAACCUGGUUGAUUUCUGUGUGUGUUUCUAAUGUCAUCUUUUGUCUCUGUUAAGAUAUCUAUUUUUUUUUUAUCUGGGAAACUGAUGAAAAGAUGCUUACAGUAUGCUCAGUAUGGGGUACUUACUUGAAAGAGCAAGAAAAUUCUUUGCAAGACUUUCCUGGGCCUAAAUUUUGGUUCUCCUGUUGUGGUUUGAAACCUGUGAAGAUCAUUCUCUGGGGGAAAAAACCCAAACCAACCUGCUUGAACUUAAGUACAUGCAUUUACAUCAGAAUGCAUAUACAAUAUAGAAACAUAAAAAUGGCAGUAUUUACUGUUCAUCUAUGCUGAAUGGCCUGAAGCCAUUUCUUUUCUCUUAACACUCUUUCAACUUUGAAAUCAGCUGAUGCAUUGGUCUAUAAAUAUUAAUAAACCCAACUGUUUUGGGAGCUCUUACAGUUCAUUCUUAUAAGCCAGAUUUUCAUGGCAAUUGUUGUUAGAUUUAUUGGUUUAAUAUUCUUAAGCUUACUGAUCUUGCAGUUCUUGAGCAUAGAAAAGUCAAUAUGCAGUUGUCCAUUUAAGGAUUGCAAAGAUAGUUUAUUAAUCUGUCAAGGGCACAUCCUAGUAAUAUUCAAAGCUUGUAUAUUUUGACUAUUAACUCUGAUGAAUCAUACUUGCAUUCUCUCUCAUCUGGCUAACUUUAAAACAUUUCCAAAUAAAUUCUUCAGUGUAAAAAAAAAAAAUUGUAAUAUUGAAGCCUUGAAUAUAGUUCAUAACCAAAGCAAGGGGAAAGUGGGGGGUCUGGGUUUUUUUGUCUUUUUUUAGGGGGAGAGGUGAGGGUGUACAUUAGAGUAUAUGGUAUUGCUUAAAUUGAUUUUUUUUUUUUUUUCCCCCCGGUUCUCUGCUAAUUGUAAUGCUAAAAUGCACUUUUGUAUAGAAAACUGUUCUCUGUACAUUCUGUAUCUACUUUACACAAUGUUUAUAGAGAUUUUUCUGAAGUUGUGAAGGAUUUACUGAAAGCUCUGAUGCUGUUGACUUCAAGAUUUCCUUGUAUUUGAAAACAGUUAUGUGCAUAUUAAAGUACAGGUUGGAAUUAAAAUUGAUGACAUAUAGCAAAGAUAUUCUGAUGAAA
Molecule: messenger RNA, 5542 nt
Organism: Corapipo altera (White-ruffed manakin)
Lineage: Eukaryota; Metazoa; Chordata; Aves; Passeriformes; Pipridae
Gene: FAM199X
Product: family with sequence similarity 199, X-linked
Exons: 6
Coding region: 19-1170 (383 amino acids)
Source: RefSeq, a predicted model, not a curated record